Physcomitrium patens is the source of this 4815-nucleotide messenger RNA. RefSeq lists its product as uncharacterized. Gene Ontology annotation, molecular function: protein binding. The record is from RefSeq and is a predicted model, not a curated record. Lineage: Eukaryota; Viridiplantae; Streptophyta; Bryopsida; Funariales; Funariaceae.
AGUGAUUCGCUGCUCUCUCUCUCUCUCUGUCGGUGGGAAUUGCGUUUCUGCGCACAAUUUGGAUUGAAGGUUUCGUUUCUUUGACCAGAACGAUGGCGGUAUUUUUUUUCUCAUUGAAGAUGCCAUUGAGGAAACCUUGUUGACAGUGGCAGUGUCGUCCCUCUCGAACCGCGAGCUACGAAUUGUGAUGCUGUAUCCGUAGGUGCUAGAAUUCUAUCUUUUCUCAGACGAGGUUGGCAGUUCCUUUGGAGGGGAUGAUAUGUGAUGACGAAAUUUCUGUACAUUAUGAUUGUGUUGUGACGAGACAUUCAACAAGUUUCUGUGGAUAAAGUUGCCAUUAAAUUUGUGGAAUAGAGAAUUUCUUGUGCCAAGUGUUGUUGACUAGUUUCAGCUCGUCUGCGAAGCUCGAAUGCCGUGCUAUUCUGCGCUGCCCUGACAAUAGCUCUUCCCCUGCGCUUGUCCAGAGUAGGAGCAGAUAAUGGAUAAUUGCUCUUGAUUUGUGAGGUUUAGAUUACGCGGGUUGCUUCAAUGCACGUAUGAGAUGCCGCCCUUGUAGAUUUGCAGAAUAGCAUACAUCCUCUUUAUCUAGGAAGCACUUGGUCUAGCAUUUCAGCAAGAAUGUGGUUCAAUCUCUAAACACAAGAAUCUGCUCGUACUGCCUUGAAUGCCGGGGACCGGGGAGGAAAUGAGCAGCGGAGUAAUGUACUCCAAGUCGCGAACGAAGGAACAUGUUGUGCAGAGGAAACUUGGACAUAGUCAAUCCUGUCGCCAGUUAUCGCCGCCGUCCACAAUGCUGCCGCUUGGUCUUGGAACAGGGCCGGGGCUUGGAAGCCAAAAUGGCAAAGUACACAAAACACCACCAUCCUCGUCAAGCACCGACUCAACGAAAGCCUCAUAUACGGAGCCACAGGACUGGGGAGUGAAUGCACGGGAUGAGAAGGGGCGAACAGCUCUGCAUUUUGCAUGUGGAAUGGUUCCAGCAGAUUGCGCGCGUCUUUUGUUGGAUGCUGGUGCAGACGUACAUGCUCGUGAUAAGGAUGGCUAUACUCCCUUGCACAUGGCAGCCGGCUAUGGCCGAUGCAACUGCGUUAAGCUUCUUCUGGAUCACGGUGCAAAUGUAUUCGCUCGCGAACGAGCAGGGCGAACUCCUCGAGAACUAGCGGGGGAAAUCCGUGAUGACGGUAAUCAAGCGCAGGAGGUGGUGAAAGUUCCUCGAGGAGACAUUGACCAAACCAUACAGUUACUGACUGAAGCAGAAAGCAAGUGCGUCGACAAUGCUGCACAAGAGAGAAGUCGCAAGUUGUCAAAAAUUUCCCAUUCAGCUCCUACUCUGAGUAAUUCUUACGAGUCCCAUUCAAUCGCUACGAACGAAUUUGGUAAAUCAAAGAAGUCACUAUGUUCGGCGGCUCUAGAGAACGCUCUCACAGUGGCCUGCAGAGGUGGUCACGUCGAUGUUGUGGAGCUAUUGCUGUCCAGCGGUGCGCAUGUAGAUGCCCAUGACCCAGAUGGUGCGACACCCCUUCUGGCAGCAGCUGACAGCGGGUUUGCCAAUUGUGUCCAGUUGCUACUCAAGCAUGGAGCCAAUGCAGAUGCCAAAGAUCGUGUGGGUGUUACAGCACUCAUUGCUGCAGCAUACAAUGGUCACUCCGACUGUUUGGAAGUUCUUCUCGGUUACAAAGCUUCGGUGGAUGCAAAAUCUCAUGGGGGCGUAACACCUCUCAUUGCUGCUGCCGAGGGCUGUAAUGCUGAUUGCACUCAAGUUCUUCUUCUGGCCGGCGCACAGGUAAAUGCAAGGACCUCAGAGGGCAAAACCGCUCUUAUGCACGCUGUCAGUCGCAACUGCGUAGAAGCUACAGAAUCUUUGUUGAAUGGAGGCGCUGAAAUCAAUGCUGGUGAUGGCGAAGGCUUCACAGCACUUCAUCAUGGAGCACGAAACAACUCUGCCGAGUGCCUACGAAUUUUGCUGGAAAAAGGGGCAGAUGUCACUCGAAAGUGUCGGCGAGGUCGAACGCCACUUCAAGAAGCUCCGAAAGACAGUGAAGCUGCUAAGCUACUGGAGGAAAGGUGGAAAAUGCUGGAAUCUGAGAUUGCAAUGCGGCAGAUGGAAGUUCUCAACCUUUUUGAACAAGACAGAAAUAUGCAUAAGUCCAACACAUCUAAAAAGUCAAGCACACGGCAGGCACGAGAGAAAAAGAACGGAAGGAGGAAGAAAGAGCCAGUUGAAAAGGCUGACCUCGCUAAGCAAGCGCUUCCAAAGUUGACUUCAACAGUGAAAGCUGGUGAUGAACCCGUUUCUGUGGAUGUUUUAUCUUCAUCUCCAGGGUCAGAAGUUGCAAUGGAGCAACCCUCUCCAAAUCUUGUGUUGGGAAAUGAGGAGGAUUCUGCUUCUGAUAAAAGUACACAUCUUUCUUGCGGAGGAGGCCAAGACAACGAUACGCUUGGGGGCCUCUUCAAAACUGAGAAAGAAUCAAGCUUAAAGUCCCCACUGAUUGUCACCAAUACCAUGAGUUGCAGCUCUGGGGCCUCUGCACCUUCCUCAGCGGAGAAUGUUUGCAACAAUCUAGACGAGUGGAUAAGAGUCGACGGAAAGCGGACGGCAGCUGUUGGUUCUUCUCCAAAGACUAAUGCAUCUCAGUCAAAACCACAAGGAAGCGCAGCAAGUACCGUAUCAUCAUUAAGACCUGCUGAUCAUCUUUCCAUCGAAACAAAGAUAUCUGGAGGUCAGAGCAUUAAGCACAUUCAAGGAUCAUCUAAAAUUUUGAAAGAGAUUGAUGGUAAGGAUGACGAGUCUUCACCCUGGGUACAGGUUCUUCUGAGAAGAACGCACUCCAUUGGAGACGGAACAAGUGCAAGACCUAUUGUUGAGGUUCCCUCGAAACCUAACUCUCCCCUGGAAUCCAAAGCAGAGGAUCAUAUAUGGGAGACUGCAAUCGAGUUCUCCGGCAAUACAGAGGAGAAACUAUCCGAUCGUGUGCAUCGUAUUGAGAUAGAACUGAAUCAGGCAAGACUAGCUGCUCGUGCUCAUAUGCAAAGGGUGAAGGAACUUGAAAUGUUAGUUUCUACACGCCAAGUGGAAAAAUCAGAUGCAAACUCGGCUCAAGUAACGGAAUUGACCCACGCAUUAGAAUUUCAAAUAAGGGCACGUGUACAAGCUGAGAAUGCGAAGACGGUGCUGGAGUUUCGCAUUCGCGAUUUGGAAGCAGUUGUUUCGUCUCAAAGCAAGGCGCUUGAAACCGCACAGGCGGAAAUAGAGGAGCUCAAAUUGCAAAUGCUACGAAGGGAAGAAAGACACAAACAAGAGUGCGAAGUCCAACACAGAGAGUCUAUUGCAGCUGCACUAGCAGCAGCUGCAGGCAGUUGUCGAGCCUGGGAGUUUUAUCACUCUCGAGAAAGUUUGCGAGGAUGGAUUCCAGAGUGUGCAGAAACAUCACGAAGUGAGUUUGCCCCGUCAUUGCUUCGCUCAGCCUCAGCAUCAAGCUACAAGAUGGAUGAACAUCUCUCGACACUCGAUUCUCCUAGGACCCGAAAGCUAAAAGGAGACCAAGAAGUCAGGGAAGAGAGCUUCGAAUGGAAAUCUACAGCCGCCGCCGCAGCUAUAGCUGCAGCAUCUAUGAUUCGAAGCAAGAGUUGCACAUUUUGUUCGGCAUUGAAUUCACAUCUCUCAUGUCUCCCGCAUAAUGUUUCUAGCAUCAACUCAGUUUCCGAGGCUCUGUCAAAACUAGACUCUCCAGAAUGCACUUUAAACGACCAUGAAGUAGAUGGCAAGGGAGCUCUGGAAGAUUCGGCCAACCAGGAGCCAAGUAAAAUUGGUAAAGGCAUCGUUCGUUCUGCAAGUGAAGGCUCGCUACAUUCUACAGGAAGUGGGGCUGAUCAACGGGUACAACAAGAUCUUCUACCAUUCAUACCCAUGGCAGGCCCUAAGACAGACCCAGUGAACGGAUGGUUCAGCCUCGUUCCCAGCCCUGUGGAUUAAUGCUUACAUCGCCCUUUUUGGCAGCAAAUCUUCUGUAGUACCAAUUAUAUACCUACUUUCGUCCUCUUCAGCGCUAGCAUUCGGAGCAAGCCAUCAAAGCUUUUCAUGAGGAUGCAAUUACCUGGAAUUUGUGAACCCUGCUGCCGCCAUAAUGUGAUGAACCUCGCUGAGGGGAUCCUUUUUUGGUCGAAACCACAAAGUGCGUCUGCUCCUGGGCAAUUGAUUUUGGAGACGAAGUUGCUGGAUGCAAAGGAGGAAUUGGACAAGCAAGUUCUUGCCUCAUUGGAACAUGUCACAUGGCAGGAUGUGUACACGUCUUCUCCACUCACUUCGAGAUUUACUGUGUUCGAGCGAGCUUGGACUAUCUUGAAAAGCAUGAACCACUGUUUACUAGGAACACCGACCGGAGUACUUCAACUACACCGGAUGCGCAAAGGAUUCUCCAGUCAUCAUGUUCGGCCUGAAUGUACAGUAGUUGGGAGAUAACACAUUAUUCAGCUAUGUGUGACGGACUCAAUAUCUUGUCAUGGACAUUGUUUCAUGAAAGUAAUCGUCAUACUCGCAUUCUCACUCUAGGAAAACCGCCUAGUAGGAUCAAAACCGCUACCAUCUGAGUUUGGCGGUGAUAACAUAGUUGUCAAUACUGCCGUCUUCCUCCUACCUUUGGGUGGACACACGUGCAUUAUAUACUCGUGUGCCUGUGGCAGCACACUGAAAGGUUAGUAAAAUCUUUUGUUUAUAGUUUGCAGCAUUGUGCAGAGAUUAAAACGUCCUAUGGAUAUCUCUGUAUCUUAGUACAUUUCAAUAAUCAUUGAUACUCAUGCGAGAUUAUUUUCUUAGAA